Molecule: messenger RNA, 1380 nt
Organism: Gigantopelta aegis
Lineage: Eukaryota; Metazoa; Mollusca; Gastropoda; Neomphalida; Peltospiridae
Exons: 1
Coding region: 1-1125 (374 amino acids)
Molecular function (GO): glycosyltransferase activity
Source: RefSeq, a predicted model, not a curated record
AUGUGGUCUUGGUUACAGUUUGACAGUCUGAAGCAUCACCAGGUGUUUUAUAACUAUGGCCACAGAUUUGCAUAUUUACGUCACGUGAUCAUCGAUUCCCAGAAUGCAUUUGAAAAACAUGGCGGCGAGCCUGUUGAAGAUGUGCUGGACCAAGAACGAAAGUCAGAACUUUUGGAUCUGCCUAGUGGAUUUUUCAGUUUGGCUUGUGAAGAUAUGCCAGUGUCACAUUUCUCCGGGAGUUACUUAGAUACAUGGAUGAACGUAACUGUCUCUGAGACAAGGACUAAAAACAAAACCGAGGUCGAUGACGUAGUAAGUGGAUAUACUCUCGCUUUGCAGCGGUACAAGUACACGAGUCUUCUCAACACCAUGGCAACGGUCUACAACGCGUUCCUCACGACGCUGGUGUUAAACGUAACUCCGCCAAUAAACAUAUUAAUAAUGGACGGGCAUCCAUACAAUGUUAUGAAUGAACUAUGGUCCAACGUCUUUGGGAAAGUCGUACGCGCUGGGCAUUUGUCAGGAAAAAUAAAGUUUGAAAACAUGAUCUGGAAUAUUCCGGAAGAAAAGAGUCUUAUGCUACAGCCUGCAAAAGGUUCCAUGCCGUUUGCGGACGAAUUCAGACAGUUCAUAUUUUCAGCAUACGGGGUGUCUUCAGAGCGAAACGUGAUGUGUGGUAAAUUGUCCCUGCUAUUUGUAUGGAGACGUGACUAUAUAACGCACGCUAGAAAUUCUAAAGGCAACGUUAGUCGAAAGAUAGUCAACGAAAAGGAAUUACUUUCUGCAGUGCAGAAGACGUUUCCAUCAUUUGACGUCAGCGGCUAUCAGAUGGAUACCUUCUCAAUGAAGACUCAACUAAAGCUUGUUGCGCAGACGGACGUUCUAAUGGGAAUGGCUGGUUCAGGGUUGACGCAUGCUCUGUUUCUGCCACAAAAUGGCGCAGUGGUAGAGGUAAAAAGCGGAAGCCUCAACCCAACGAUAAGUCAGUUUGAAGCUAUGGCCAGAUGGCGAGAUUUGAAAUACGGAUCCGUGUCUAUAGAGGCACAAGAACAAGACCAUUACGUUUAUGUCCCGCCAAAGGAUAUGAUCGAUGUCGUCAAAAGGGUGGUGUCCAAUAUGUGCUAGUUCUUGUGGAGUGUUGUGGAUAUACGGUUUUUCUUCCAUAGACGAAUGAAUGAAUAUUUAAUGACACCCUAGCGCAAAAGUAAACACAUCGGCUAUUGGGCGUUCUUCCAUGGACAUGCAAGCUAUGCAACAGAUGAUUAAAGUCCGAACCAAAAUGUUAACAACUAGGCUACGAUAAGCUGCUCUCCUACCUUUAUUUUUCGUUAGCUUUUACCCAUAUUUUGUCUAGACAGAACUCUUGAAAAAUCCAUUACA